CAUGGUCGUGCGGAGGCGCGGGGGGGGGCACCGGAAGGGGUAUGAUGUCACGUCCGGGGCUCGCUGGCUGCGUCUCCUCGCUGGGCCCCGCGACAAGAUGGCGGACCUGUCGCUGGACGAGCUCAUACGGAAGCGCGGCGUGACGGGGAAGGGCAGGCUUAACACAAGGCCGGUGUUCGGAGGUGUAAGAUCUCGCAUUGGGAUCCAGCAAAAUCUUCUGAGUAGAUCGUCACCAGCCGUCAACUUCCAGCGGACGUUUGAUGCCCGACAGAAGAUCGGCCUCACUGAUGCCCGGCACAAAUUGGGGGUUAAAGAUGCUCGGGAAAAACUGGUUCAAAAGGACGCUCGGUUCAAAAUAAAAGGGAAGGUGCAGGAUGCUCGAGAGAUGUUGAAUUCCCGUAAGCAGCAAAGUGUUGCUGCUGAAAAGGUGACCAAAGUCGUGGAUGCCAGAGAGAAGAUCAGUUUAAAAAGGAACACUCCAGCUGCUAUCAGCCCAGCUAUGGGGACAGUAAAUCCAGCUGUGAAAAUCACCAAAACUAUCCAACAGAAAGCUCCGGUUCCUGGACACUCUCAUCCGGCAGGAAUGAGGAUCAACGUGGUGAACAACCACACACAUAAGCAGGGUCUGUAUGACAUGGAAGAUGAUGAUGAAAGUGUCUCUCCCCUUCCUAGCAAACAGAUGAAAAUCACCACCACAAACAGUUUCCUGCACAAUGCGACUGGGCUGAGUGGCAAUAAGUUCUCUCUGUCCAAGACUGUUCCCCUGACUAAAGUGGUCCAGAAUGAUACGUACACGGCUCCACCUGCACCUCCUUCCCCAAUGCGGACAAAGGCCUUGACAAACAUGUCCCGGACCUUGGUGACAAAGGAGGAGCCUCCAAAAGAGCCAGCGCCUGUUGAGCUGGCGUUCAGUCCCUUGGAAGGCACAAAGAUGACUGUAAACAAUCUGCAUCCUCGCGUCACUGAGGAAGACAUUGUUGAGUUAUUCUGCGUGUGUGGCGCUCUGAAGCGAGCCCGACUGGUGCACCCUGGAGUGGCUGAAGUAGUCUUUGUGAAGAAAGAAGAUGCAAUCACAGCAUAUAAGAAAUACAACAACAGAUGCUUAGAUGGUCAACCAAUGAAAUGCAACCUUCAUAUGAAUGGGAAUGUCAUCACCUCAGACCAGCCUAUAUUGCUGCGGUUGAGUGAUACUCCUUCAGUGAAGAAGGAAGGGGAACCACGCCGAACAAGUGCAAGCACUGCGUCAAAUCCCCCAGCUGAGGUGGACCCUGACACCAUCUUGAAGGCACUCUUCAAAUCCUCAGGGGUCUCUUCCUCUGUGCAGCCCACAGAAUUCAAAAUCAAACUCUGAGAAGGAGGAGUGAGCAGUGGACUGGAAAACUCAAAUUAAGUUGGGGAAUGAGAAAAGUGCAGGAGUGCAGAUGUUGUUUGCAUUUGCCUGCCUUGAAGUUUUUUUUUUGUUUUCUAUGAUCGCUACCUUACUGUACAAUAGUGUUUUCUUCUUGUGUGUGUAUUUUCUGUUUUCAUAGUUGGAGUUUUCUUCCACUAUUUUUUUUCCAAGAGAAUAACCUCUCCCUUCUGCCAGUAAUAUAUUACUAAGCAUAUACCAUGUAAUUCCCUCCUUUACUCCAAAGCCCUUUGUGGCCAUUAAAAGUGCACAUAGACUCUGAGGGAA
Oxyura jamaicensis (ruddy duck) is the source of this 1675-nucleotide messenger RNA. RefSeq names its product DNA polymerase delta interacting protein 3 (gene POLDIP3). The coding region runs from base 2 to 1351 and encodes 449 amino acids. The transcript has 9 exons. Gene Ontology annotation, biological process: mRNA export from nucleus. Gene Ontology annotation, molecular function: mRNA binding. Gene Ontology annotation, cellular component: nucleus. The record is from RefSeq and is a predicted model, not a curated record. Lineage: Eukaryota; Metazoa; Chordata; Aves; Anseriformes; Anatidae.